This is a messenger RNA of Mollisia scopiformis, 940 nucleotides long. RefSeq names its product S-adenosyl-L-methionine-dependent methyltransferase. The transcript has a single exon. Lineage: Eukaryota; Fungi; Ascomycota; Leotiomycetes; Helotiales; Mollisiaceae. The coding region runs from base 1 to 936 and encodes 311 amino acids. Gene Ontology annotation, molecular function: S-adenosylmethionine-dependent methyltransferase activity. The record is from RefSeq and is a predicted model, not a curated record.
AUGUCUAUCUCAUCUAAUGUCAACUCGAAAGACAAGAUUUUCGCUCGCGAUAAAGUAUUCUGGGACAAUUACCUGAAAGGUCGACCGCAAGCUCCCGAGAACUUCUUCAACCGCAUCUUCAACUACCAUCAAGAGCAUUCUGUGGUCUUUGGAAUUGUCCAUGAUGUAGGAGCCGGAAAUGGUCCAUAUGCUCAGAAGCUACGGUCAAGAUUUCAACAUGUCAUUGUAUCAGACAUUGUUGAAGAGAAUGUUCGGCUGGCAGAGGAGCGACUGGGCACUGAUGGAUUCACUUACCGGGUAGCCAAGCUAGAGGAAACGGACGAUAUACUCAAUGGUAGCGUGGACUUGGUCUUCGCAACGAAUGUAUUGCAUUUUCCAGAUCAGCAACUGGUGACGGCGGCAAUCGCGAAACAGCUCAAGGCUGGUGGAACAUUUGUCGGCGCUGGGUUUGGACCUGCCACCUUUGAUGAUGCGCAUGUUCAAGAGUUAUGGGCCCGUCUCAUGCAUCAAGGGGGCCGUGUCUUUCUGAAGAGAGCAGAUAAGCCCGAGCAAACGAUUACCGUGAUGUCAAGGAGUCGGGAUGAAUACAACGUUGCGCCGUUGGAUGAGAAGUUCUUCUUGCCUAGAGCGAAACGCAUCCAUUUGAAUAUGGAGAAAGGCGGUCUGACCAGCCUCUUACCACCGGAGGAUUUGGGUAAAGUAACCGAGCCAACUCAUACUGGCGUGGAUGAUGUUGUAUCUUUCGAGAAGGAAGAAGGGUGGAAUUUCGAGGCAGAUUUGAACUGGAUCAAAGAGCACUUUGGAAUAUUUCCGGUUGCCGGUCUUGAUCCCACCGCUUUCACAGAGCUGUGGCAAGAAUUUGAGGACUUAUUUCGAGAUGGGAAAACAGUCAAAGGUCGUUUCCCAGCCAAGAUCAUUUUAGCAACACGGCGUUAGGUAC